AGUUGAUCAAGAGGAGAAGCUCUCGAUCGAGCAGCAGCAACGAUGGUGAGGGCGCUGGGUCUUGCCGCGGCAGAAGGUGUCACCGCCGGUUCCAUGCACUAUACGCCCAGCGGCGUCGUGUGUCUGGCUUUCGCCUUCGUGGCGGCGGUUGCCGUCGUGGCCGUCGCCGUCUUCGGCUGCGCCGGCCACAAGAGCUCCGGCGGGAAGAAGCCUGGACGUGGGCACGGCGGCUCCUACUGGGCCGCUGGAGCGGGCGCAGGCGCAGGCGUCUAUGUUGGAGAGAGCGGUGUUAGCACAGGCGGGGGAGGUGGCGGAGGCUGUGGAGGUGGUGGCGGCGGAGGCUGUGGCGGCGGAGGAGGUGGUGGAGGUUGCUGAGGAAAGACAUCAUCCAAGGGAGCAAGACCCAUGAUAUUGUUUCGAUAAAUUUCACAUUAUUUAAACAUUUGUAAAUAACACUUUCAUUUUUGAAGAUGCUGUAAAAUCGCUCACUUGUUUAAAUAUUCACAUUCACUCAUAUACGGCGCAGUAGCUUUCCUCGCGUGAAGGCAACCAUUUGUGGGCCAA
Messenger RNA from Hordeum vulgare subsp. vulgare (domesticated barley), 564 nucleotides. Its product is annotated as loricrin-like. The transcript has a single exon. The record is from RefSeq and is a predicted model, not a curated record. The coding region runs from base 43 to 375 and encodes 110 amino acids. Lineage: Eukaryota; Viridiplantae; Streptophyta; Magnoliopsida; Poales; Poaceae.